Colletotrichum spaethianum is the source of this 741-nucleotide messenger RNA. Its product is annotated as cell surface Cu-only superoxide dismutase ARB_03674. Bases 1 to 741 code for a protein of 246 amino acids. Gene Ontology annotation, biological process: superoxide metabolic process. The record is from RefSeq and is a predicted model, not a curated record. Gene Ontology annotation, molecular function: metal ion binding. NCBI's taxonomy places the organism in Eukaryota, Fungi, Ascomycota, Sordariomycetes, Glomerellales, Glomerellaceae. The transcript has 3 exons.
AUGAAGGCCUCUUCUCUGGUUUCCGUCUUUGCUGCCGCGGCUGUGGGCCGUGUUGCAGCUCAAACCACUGGUGAGCUUGGUGAUGCCACCACCGUAAGCAACCCGGCUGGUGUUGUUUACGAGGCCGUCUUGCCUGAGAAGCCCUUCUUCAAGGCAGGAUCGCUGGACGGCAAUGUCCAAGGCUCCAUUGUCGCCGUCACGGCUCCCGAUGGAAAGGGCGUUCAGUUCAAGGUCCAGUUCUCCAACCUCCCCAAGGAGGGUGGCCCUUUCACCUACCACCUUCACGUCGACCCUGUUCCCGAAGAUGGAAACUGCACCAAGACUCUCGCUCAUCUGGAUCCCUUCAUCCGCGGUGAGGCCACGCCCUGCGAUGCCUCGAAGCCCGAGACUUGCCAGGUCGGCGACUUGAGCGGCAAGCACGGCAAGGUCACCGGCGACUACGAAAAGACCUAUGUCGAUCCCUACCUCUCCAUCGUUGAGGGCCCCGGCUCCUUCUUUGGAAACCGCAGCUUUGUCUUCCACUUCGCCAACAAGACUCGCAUCAGCUGCGCCAACUUCAAGCUCAUCACGAAGCCGGACACGCACGACAACUGCACCUCCACGACCAUCAGCGGCACCGGCACAGUUCCGACUCCCACCUCCCCACCGACCGUCGUGCCUUUCCCCGGUGCGGCUUCCACGAGCGGCGCGUCCGUCUCUCUGAUGCUCAUGGGCUUCGCCGCUGUCCUCUUCGCGCUAUGA